AUGAGUUACGCCUACCCUCACUCACACGGCGCCAGCUCUGGCAGCUAUCGGCCGGUCAGUCGCGAACCUGAUAUGGAACCAGCGACAUUUUCACAACAGAUGCGAGAUUACCUGCCAUCAUGGACACAACAAUGGGCGAUGGAACUGACAAAUGGAAUUCAAAGCUGGGAUGGGAUGCUGUCAUUGCUACGGAGGACAUUCCGGUGGAUCUUUACCAUCACAAAUGCGCUGGUAGUCCUGUGGGCUUGCACGCUUUGGUGGGGAGAGCGGACCAUUUUCCAGGACAGCGUCAAGGCAUGUGCGUGGGGAAACUGGGAGAAAUGGCCUCAAGACGCCGUGCCGCACCAUGUCGCGUUCAUCGCCGAUCCCCAAUUAGUCGAUCCUCAUACCUACCCCGGCCGGCCGUGGCCCCUGUCGACCUUGACCGUCAAGUUCACCGACCAAUACAUGCGGCGUUCGUUUUCUACAUUGCAGAAAGAGCUGGGUCCCGACUCGGUACUAUUCCUGGGCGACUUGUUCGAUGGCGGCAGGGAAUGGGCGACGGCAACUAGCUCCAGUCCGGAGAAGCGGUACCAAAAAUACAAGGAUCGGUUUUGGAAGAAGGAGUUCCAUCGAUUCACUAAGAUAUUCAUGGAUACCUGGAAUCAGGGCGAUGGACACGCGAGCGAUCCUCGUGGGCGAAGAAUGAUCACGAGCUUACCGGGCAACCACGACUUGGGCUUUGGGUCGGGUGUCCAGAUCCCUGUUCGGGAACGAUUCCAGAGCUUCUUUGGGAAAGGUAAUCGCGUGGACGUGAUCGGAAACCAUACCUUUGUCUCAGUUGACACCGUCUCGCUGAGCGCCAUGGAUCAGCCUGAUCCGGAGACUGGCAGCUCGGGUGCCGGCACAGGGGAAGGGGUCCUGCCAAACCAGCGCAUCUGGGCGGACACGGAGCAAUUUCUCAACAACAUGAACGUGCACCGGGGCCGGGCGGAGAUGGAAUCGUUGCGCAUGAUGAGAAAUGAGAGCGAGGGGCAUCUAUAUGUGCAUCGGGCUGUGGACAUUUUGGAGCCCUCCUUCUAUCACCGACCGCAGCCAGAGAUCGCAGGCCUCCCCGCGAUUCUCUUAACACACGUCCCGUUGUAUCGCAAACCGGCCACGCCAUGCGGGCCUUACCGAGAGCGGUAUCCCCCAACGGAUGACAACCUGGAAGAGGAUGAGCGCAACUCCAUACCUAUGGGGCGGGGAUACCAGUACCAGAAUGUGUUGACGCCCACCAUCUCGCGGGACAUCGUGUCCAAGGUUGGGCCUAACCUCGUUCAAGUCUACUCCGGGGAUGAUCAUGACUACUGCGAAAUUGCUCAUCACGAAUUCAGUGGGUCCCCCCGGGAAAUCACGGUGAAGAGCCUGUCUUGGGCGAUGGGGAUUCGACGGCCCGGCUUCGUGAUGACCAGCCUGUGGAACCCUGUCGACAAGGCGACCGGGCAGUCGCUGCAGUCGUCCGGAUCUGGUCGGACCGUGCAGAAUCACUUGUGCCUUCUUCCCGACCAGCUCUCCAUUUUCAUCAAUUACGGCCUUGUCUUGGCUUUCACCCUGGUUGUUCUCCUUCUCCGGGCGGUGUUUGUGGUGAAACAUCCCUCACAGGCUAGCGCGACGGACCCCAUCCUCCCUCUGUCGGAGAAUCGCAGUCGCCCUCCACAGCGCCCCGCCCGAUACAAGAGCCCGUCUUCUAGUACGUCCGGCUCCACGCUUCCAUCCCCGCACGGCCUGGCUAGUCGCGCGACCAACAAUCCUCCUUUGCACGCCACUUACGCAAGUGCAGAUGAGGAUGAGCUGAGUAGCGCCAAAUGGAAGCCGACGCGGGAUGGCUCUGGGCGCCGAGCCGGCCGGACUACGACCACGGCCGGGAGUGUUAAGGGGGAGUUUGUAGAUUCCGUGAAGUACGUAGCGGGGAUUGUGUUUGCGUGGUAUUUCUUUCUCAUUUGGCGUUGGUAG
Molecule: messenger RNA, 1974 nt
Organism: Aspergillus fijiensis CBS 313.89
Lineage: Eukaryota; Fungi; Ascomycota; Eurotiomycetes; Eurotiales; Aspergillaceae
Product: putative manganese ion homeostasis (Fr)
Exons: 2
Coding region: 1-1974 (657 amino acids)
Biological process (GO): GPI anchor biosynthetic process
Cellular component (GO): endoplasmic reticulum
Molecular function (GO): hydrolase activity
Source: RefSeq, a predicted model, not a curated record